AUGACAGUCAGUAAGCAUGUGUAGUGUCAGUAGUUUUUAAAUUUUUAGGUUAUUUAUAUUAGCUAUUCUUGUUAUUUAUUUACAAUUCGAAUUCGAUUUAUAGUGCUUUUAAUUAUCUUUGAUUACUUACAAAUUACAGAAAUUAAAACUGAUAUAGAAACGGUUAAUAGUUCUUGAUUAUAUAUAUAUAUUAAUUUACAAUUUUAAUUUAAGACAACAUUAUCUAAAUAUCAAAAUGUUGUGUCCAGAAGUCUGGAAUUUCCCACCGCCAAAAGUUAUGACUUAUCAGAAACGCUCUGAAUCAAUUGACUCGAUAAUAAAAACUGUGAAAAUGAAUCAUUUUUACAAAAGUUUGGUUGUUACGUUACCUGAUAACUUGCAAGUGCCUGCUUACAUUGAAGAAUCACUUACAGAAGAUACGGAUUACUAUAAAAUAUCCAACUGUCCAUUAACGGAGUUUUUAGAACCUGUGUUUAUAGAUAGUUUUGUUAAGAAUGGCAAAUUACACUGUUUAUCUACUGAUAGGAACUGCAUUACGCAGAAUUGCUUCGCCAUAACUCCUGAUGGUGUACUAACUUUACACAUAAUCGAAUUUAUAUAUCAAACGCUGGGUUUAGAAGGUACAAAACGACCACAUAACUUUUAUGAAAUAAGAAUCGAUUUGAAAAACAUGAAAAAUUUUAUUAGAAUUAAGAGCGCUUUAAAUAAAUUGGAAACAUUCAAUUUUAUUUUAUCGUGGGAGCCAAAUUCUGAAGAUAUAUGCCCAUCGUCAAUUGCAAAGUAUUUUAAUGAUAGGAAUAUACAGGUCUCAGUUUCAUCAGUACAAGUGGAAACAUUGACACCUCCUGUAACAGAAAUACCUUCAUUGAAGGACGUAGAACUUGAGGAUAUGGUUGAAUGGAUUGGAAUGUUGGCUCACAAUGUUGACCUGACAGAUGUUCCAAGUUACAUUAGCACAUAUGACCAACCUGAUAGUGAAUAUGCCUUAAAGUCUACUAGAAUAUCAGUGUCCAUUGUAAAAGGAAUGUUGACACCAAAUAUUAUUGAAAACACAUGUAAACACAUAGAGAAAUAUGUAUUCUCAAGAGAUUUAGAUAACUAUUGGUCAUCACUAAGUAUUCAGAGCUAUGAGGAUAGCCUCUGGCAGUGGAACACCAGCAGCCCUGCCAUGUUUCAAGCACAUGAUUCGUCUUGUAAUAUAUUUAUUACGAAUAGCGGUGAAAAUUUAAUAUAUUCUAUUGGACAAUUAAAAUAUUCUUAAUCUA
Molecule: messenger RNA, 1265 nt
Organism: Galleria mellonella (greater wax moth)
Lineage: Eukaryota; Metazoa; Arthropoda; Insecta; Lepidoptera; Pyralidae
Product: ribonuclease P protein subunit p40-like
Exons: 1
Coding region: 236-1261 (341 amino acids)
Biological process (GO): tRNA 3'-end processing; tRNA 5'-leader removal; endonucleolytic cleavage in ITS1 to separate SSU-rRNA from 5.8S rRNA and LSU-rRNA from tricistronic rRNA transcript (SSU-rRNA, 5.8S rRNA, LSU-rRNA)
Cellular component (GO): ribonuclease MRP complex; multimeric ribonuclease P complex
Molecular function (GO): ribonuclease P activity; ribonuclease MRP activity
Source: RefSeq, a predicted model, not a curated record